Mobula hypostoma (lesser devil ray) is the source of this 4748-nucleotide messenger RNA. It is a transcript of the gene midn, whose product is annotated as midnolin. The record is from RefSeq and is a predicted model, not a curated record. Lineage: Eukaryota; Metazoa; Chordata; Chondrichthyes; Myliobatiformes; Myliobatidae. Bases 517 to 1935 code for a protein of 472 amino acids. Gene Ontology annotation, molecular function: protein binding. The transcript has 8 exons. Gene Ontology annotation, cellular component: nucleus.
AUAACUACUCCUUAAAUACCAACACCAGUCUUGAGUCGAAGGCUUAAAGCAGCAACUUCUGAAAGACAGUCUUCUGCCUGUCUGAGCUUAAAGGAUUUUACAAUUUGAACCUUAACUGAAGGAACUCACUUUCGAAGUGAAGACAUUACUAAGAAUAAAGGCGAUUUAAUUAAAACUGACGUUCUAUGAGGAUUAUUCUCCGGGGGAUCGCGGCAGAACGAGCCAGAGUUAGGCUCGUAGGCAGUCAGCAGGGUUGAGAGAAGCACGGCUUCGAGCUCUGGGCAAACCACUUGUGUUUUUUUUUGUUAACCCUGUCUGCGAGAUCAUUCGAAGACAAAAGAAAACCUCACAAGGAGAAACCCAAAUACAUAUACCGCACACUUUCGCCGGUAACUAUUUCAGCAGAGAGCGCCGGGAUUUGUUUCCAUAAUAUUUAGGCUCCAUAACAUUGCAUGAUUCCUUUAAGUGUCUAAGGGACUUUCUUUUGUGACUCGAAGACCGAUCAAAGGUAAUCUAAUGGACCAUACAAGCACCAGGAGCUGCUCCCGAGCCCCAACUUGCGAGGCCCAUCAAAACGAGCCUUCAAUGCGUGUAGUCAUCAAUACGACGACCGGAGCCCAGUAUGAUCUUUCUGUACCAGUAGACGAAACGGUAGAAGGACUCAAACGGAGAUUGUCACAGCGCUUGAAGGUUGCCAAGGAGCGUCUUGUCCUCUUGCACAAAGAAACGCGAUUAAAUUCGGGAAAGCUGCAGGACCACGGGAUUACAGAAGGAAGCAAAUUAACCCUUGUACCCACUGUAGAGGCUGGACUCAUGUCUCAAGCUUCACGGCCGGAGCAAUCAGUAAUGCAAGCUUUGGAAAGCUUAACAGAAACUCAGGUCAAUGACUUUCUGUCUGGACGGUCACCUUUGACACUUGCCCUGCGGGUUGGAGAUCACAUGAUGUUUGUUCAGCUCCAGUUGGCGGCUCAGCAGGCUGGCAGCCAGCUCCAGCACCGGCACGUGAUAGCCAGCCGGGAGAGCAGCGGAGGGGCGGCCGCCCCCAGCUUUGCCAGUACUCAAGGACUUCAUCGGCAAGCGGUGGGAGCCUCGGGCUGUAACCACAUAGCGGCCUGCCAGCAAGCAAUGGCUGCCAGCCCUGCCCCUGCGGCAGCGACCACCUGCUUCAGCACAGCUCGCCCGCCCUCGGUCACCGCCGGGUCGUUUAGGUCACACGGGGCCAGCGCGUCAACCGCCAGCCAUAACAUUGCUGCUUCGUCUUGUACUGAGGGUGACUGCAGUACAAGAAACACUAGUCCAACUGCUUCAGGCAAGUCUCGGAAACCAGGUGCCAUUAUCGAGAGCUUUGUUAACCAUGCCCCUGGAGUUUUCUCCGGAACCUUCUCAGGCACUUUGCACCCAAACUGCCAAGACAGCACUGGAAGACCUCGCCGCGACAUCACCACCAUCUUGCAGAUCCUCAACGACCUGCUGAGCGCGACCCGCCACUACCAGGGGAUGCCACACUCCCUGGCACAGCUGCGUUGUCAGACACAGUGCGCGCCCAGCCCGCCGUCCCCUUCGCCACCUUCUCCAGGCUGCUCAAACAAAACUACCUCCGAAGACACAGCCCAGCAACCACUGCAUUCCCUCGUCCAGUGCCAGAGCCAGAUCAGGAUGUGCAAGUCUAAUGGCGAUCGACUGAGACAGACGGAAAACCGUGCUACGCGUUGCAAAGUGGAGCGCCUCCAGCUGCUGAUGCAACAGAAGCGAAUGCGUAGGAAGGCUCGGCGAGACGCCAGGGCACCGUACCAGUGGCUGCCCAACCGCAAGUCCAGCCGGUCCAACAGCAACAGCAGCGUAUCAAGUGACGGCAGCCUAGACUUGGACUUUGAGGACUCUGUAUGGAAGCCUGAAGUCAAAGCUGAUAUCAAGUCUGAAUUUGUUGUGGCAUAGACCUACCUGGCAAGGGGCAUAUAUAUUAAAAAUAAAAGCAGGACUUCACUUCCGAUUUCAGUGACCAAAUGUACUCUGCGCAGACGUCUCACGGUUGCACGUGGAAUAUUACAGAAGAUGGGGAGAGAGUUUAAAAUGUGGUCUCUUGAAAUCAGGACAGAACACCUGGAAAAAUAAACAUUUAGUUCCCACUAAACACGAACGCUGUCUGCAGUUCAGGGUGGAGAAAGUCACACGAUUACGUGGAUCUAACAAACAGUAGUUGGCGCGCCUGCAGUGGCAACAAACGGCUGCCUUACAAAAUGGUCAAUUAUGACGGAUACCGGAGAAGACUUGGCAUGUACGGACAUGAGAAUGCAUUUACUCUUGAUGAAAAAAGCUGCACAGUAAAGCUGCUUGUUGCCAUGGUUGCACUGUUUUUUUUCCACGCAAAGGUAGCAGGAGCAUUGCAAUUUCAAAAAUGCUUCCUUUGCCUCAUUGAGGAGGGUGGUCUAUACUUCUAUCAAAAAUAAAUGAAGUUUUUUUUUAAAAAACCAUAAAUAAUACUGUAUGUAGCAUUGUUCACCAACACUCUGAAAGCAUUUAGUUACUGAAAUUUUGCACAAUUAUGAACAGCGUGAUGACAGGUAGCUUUCAUUCGAGUGAGUUUGGCCAGUGGUGACUGCAUGUGUCCAUGGCGACGGGUGUCUGACCCUGUGGAAGCUGUUGCCUUUGGAGAUGAGAACAGUGGGUAGAGCGCUUCAUCCUAUUGGUUGGUGGCCAGUGUCAGGCAGGGAAGGGUUAAAUUGCGGACAUGAGCAGAACUGUUCCAGUGAGAGUGUGACGUUAAACUCGGUCACCUUCACCCUGCUGUUUUGGGAAGGGGGCUGCGACUCUCUACACGGCGAGGCAGAAUAAACACCUUGGUAUUUUUUUCCCCUACACAUCUGAGCCAGAUCAUUUAGAGGUACACUUGUGAUACAGUACAAGCUAAUAUAGACUAGAUAACUUGCAAGAUCCAUUAUUCAACUUCUCUUAUUGCUUUGGGCAAGCCACAUCCUGGAUUUAACCAGCGGAUGGAAGCUUUGUCGCUGUUGAGUGCAGUCCAAAUGAUGGGGGUUGAUUUGGGCCUGGGAAGAAAGGUUUUGGGUAUAAAGCAGGCCUUGGAGUUGGCAUACAAGUUCCUACUUUGCUCGACCCAAUGUGAGUGCUAUGAUUUAGUCCAAUGGUACAAGUUUUAACUUUCCAAGAUAAUAGUCAGAAAUCCCCAUCUAUCUUUUCUUUAAAUAACAUGUUACAUUUUGGUGUGUGUGCACAGAUAGAGUGAGUGUGUGUGUGUGUGGUGUGGGAGGGGUGGAGUGUUUAAAUCCAAACUUGUUGUGUAAGCAUGCAUAAACCCCUCUUGAAAUCCAGUACCUGGCUGUUCAGACUGCAAAGGUUAGCUUAGUGCCCUGUGGUGGGGGUCCAGUUAGAAAUGAAGUCUGAAUGCGUGCCAUUUGUUGACCACAGUGCAAAAUGCAGAGUGUGAGGUGUGUUCUUUCUUUUAAAUAUGCUUUAGAAACAAUUGGCUCUGUACUUAUCUGACAAGGUUGCCAAGACGACAAGUUAAAAUCGUCUGAAGUUGCCCAAGGUCAUGCUGUUACAAUACUGUGAUGUCACAACCCAGUCUCUUCCUCAUCAGUGUCAGGAACACAAGUGCCUUUUUGAUCCCAAGUCUGCUUCGAUGUCCUCGGCCUCAGCUGGGAGAAUUCCCCCCAUCCCACCUACGCUCUUACUUACAGUCUAUGAAAAGGCCAGUGCUACAUCCUUGUCCCCCGCACCUCCCUUCCACAUGUUUUUUUUUGGUCUUCCUAUUGUCGAUGUGUUUCCCCCGUCUUUGUCAUUGAAUUGAAUUGUUUUUGCUUGCUACUGUACAAAGAAUGUUAUAACACUUCAACUCCAAGCUUCAUAAGUUGACUGUGCCUCCAUUGAAGACCCUGCAAGGCCAUUGUAGUGUAUCAGGAUGCACCAUCUGGACCUGUCUUGUCCUGUACCUUUGUGACUGCACACGUUACGACAUCCCACUUCUGUUUGUGAUCUUCCUGCUCGUAUUUACCGUAGGUUUUUUAUAUAUAUAAACAUAUAUAUUUAACUGACUUCGUACUGUGUGCUUUCCAUUGUGCCCCUAUCCUGGUUUAAAAAAAACGUAAAGAAGCAUUAAUUCACCAAUUUGUUGGUGAGGAUUAACUGUCUGAACACCUCAUUUAAAUAUUCUGUAUUCUUGUAGCCAAUUUAAAAAAAAAUGCAAUGUUCUAGCUAGGCUGGUGUAGCACAACUGUGACUGUAUUAAUUUAUAAACCAAAAUGGUGACUGUGAACUAGGUAUUUAUUUGUGCUUUUGAAAGUCUGGGGGGGGGAAAGUGACGUCACAGUUUGAACACGGCCAGGGUUGAUGCAAUCUCCUCGUGGAAUCUGCGCCAGUUUCCAUAAUUCUAAGCAAUACAUUUCAUUGUGACAUGGAAUAGGUCUUGUAGUUCACUUGGGUUUGGGGGUUGGUUAAAUGUAACCAAAAUAUUAUUGUCACUCGGGAUUUUGCAUUUACCUCUGCCAUAUACACUUGGCAAGACGAGAGGGUUGAUGGAUUGUCAUCCUAAGCAUUGGAAUGAAGCAGAAAAACAGUAAAUUAUGUAUUGGUAUGUAGAUAACUUUACAUGCAUGUAUCAUUAGGACUUGACAAUGGUUUGUGGGACAUACAGUAAUUGGUUGUUAUGUGGUAAUCUGAACAUGUACAAACUUGUAUUAGGUUUUUGUAUAGCAUUGGAGAGAAAAAAAAACAACUCCACAGGUAUAAAUAAU